Molecule: messenger RNA, 1464 nt
Organism: Seminavis robusta
Lineage: Eukaryota; Bacillariophyta; Bacillariophyceae; Naviculales; Naviculaceae
Source: the annotation of a GenBank genome assembly
AUGAGCAACAAGAGACCUCCUCCACUCCCUUCCCAACUAUCAAGAGACUCUCCUAGUGGUAGUAGUGGAGAGGAAGAUGAUGAAGAGAUACCCAGAUCUUCAGUUGGUUUGCCAUGGGCGAAAGCAACAACUGAGACCACUUCGGUUGUCCCAAAAGCAAACGUUCCUCGCAGAAUUGAUCAGUCGCAAUCGCAACCAUCAACGGCCACCCCACAGCCACCAGCAACAGUCAAGACUUGCCGUGAGAUCCUCGCCAGUUGCAAGCAAGACCAGAAGAAGGCUCUCAUGAUGUGCAUGUGCCUUGGGCUCUUAACUGAAGAUGGAACUCGUUGGCUUGCUGAUCUGACAGAAGAGCCUUAUUGCAAGUUGUCGGCUUCGAAACUGUCCAAGUUGGCUCGGACCAAGCCAAUGAUGUCUGAAGAAGUUAUCAGAAGAGCCCAUGAACGCAAGGUUGUCAAGUGUUUCCCUCGUCCCAAGAAUUGGAGGAACGAAACUCUGUACGGCCAUCUCAAAGCAAAUCCAUCACCAGCGAAACUGACAUUGCAUUCCUUCGUGCACAAGAGAAUGCAUUUUUCCAUGCUUGAAUCAGCGCAACAAGAAGCGGCAGAGGCGAAGCAGAGUUCGUAUCGAUGGACUGAUGCCGAUCCAAGACCAUUCUAUCGAAUGUACUUGGCUGCCGAAGAUGAUCAAGUCAAGGCCGCACUGGUUGAAGAUGGCAAGUGUUUGUCAAAGGCAAAGCUGGAUGGUAGAAACAGUGAGGAUCUGCCGAUUACUUUCUUCGCGGCUCUGGCUGAGAAAUGGAACAGUGACUGGGUAGCUUCGACACCAAUCCUACCAACCCUCCACGGUGACUUUGAAAAGGAAAUUUCGAUUGGUCCAGAGGAUGUGCAACAGCCAGUGACAACGGAGUACAUCACCAAGAAAUGGAAGAAUGACAAGAUGCUACUAGCCAGAUUGGUCAGUCGCUACGAAGGAUCUGGUCACGGCUUCGGAAUGAUCGAUGGUCGCACAACCUUUGGCCAUAUGACCGAAGAGGCACUUCAAGCUGAUGAUAGAAAGGAUUAUCUAUGGGAACAGUUCUCUGAGAAGCCACGGCAUCUGCUUCUGUGGCAUCUUUCUGAUCAAUUCGCCAAAGAAGUCGAGGAGAAGAAGAAGAAGGCAAAGAGAAAGAAGACGUCUGAUGACAGCAGCAGUGACAGUGACCAAGAUGGAGCCUUUAAGUUUCGUGCUUCCCUUGCUGAUUCGCAACAGGAACAAGCGUAUCAGUCAGCGAUGGAGAACCUACAGAAUGCUACCACUCGCUUGACUCAUGACAGAUUGGAUCUCAUGCGUCAUCGCCGACACAAUCCUGAUGAUGAUGAGAGCGAACUCCUUCUUGCUGACCAAGUGCGACUUCAAGAGGAGAUUGUUAACAAGUUGAAAUCAAGAGUCGAGUCAAUGGAGAAGAAGAAAGCAUCUGACUAG